Molecule: messenger RNA, 2413 nt
Organism: Catharus ustulatus (Swainson's thrush)
Lineage: Eukaryota; Metazoa; Chordata; Aves; Passeriformes; Turdidae
Gene: NCK2
Product: NCK adaptor protein 2
Exons: 4
Coding region: 89-1231 (380 amino acids)
Biological process (GO): positive regulation of endoplasmic reticulum stress-induced intrinsic apoptotic signaling pathway; negative regulation of endoplasmic reticulum stress-induced eIF2 alpha phosphorylation; positive regulation of translation in response to endoplasmic reticulum stress
Molecular function (GO): protein binding
Source: RefSeq, a predicted model, not a curated record
GUGGUGGUGUAUAUAACUUUGUUGGAGAGUCCUGCCUUUCACUGCCUGGAUCCUUUUAACAGUGUGUCAAAGAAGGACUCCAUGAAAGAUGACAGAAGAAGUUAUUGUUAUUGCAAAGUGGGAUUACACUGCACAGCAGGACCAAGAACUUGACAUCAAGAAAAAUGAGCGUCUUUGGCUAUUAGAUGAUUCUAAGACAUGGUGGAGGGUAAGAAACGCGGCCAACAAAACGGGAUAUGUGCCAUCAAAUUAUGUGGAGCGAAAAAACAGCUUGAAGAAAGGUUCUCUGGUUAAAAAUCUAAAAGACACAUUGGGCUUGGGAAAAACCAAGAGAAAGACGAGUGCGAGAGACGCCUCCCCCACUCCGAGCACAGACGCAGAGUACCCUUCCAACGGCAGCAGCGCCGACCGGAUUUAUGAUCUUAACAUUCCUGCCUACGUGAAAUUUGCCUAUGUUGCCGAGAGGGAGGACGAACUGUCCCUCGUUAAAGGGUCCCGAGUGAUUGUCAUGGAGAAGUGCAGCGACGGCUGGUGGAGAGGUAGCUACAAUGGACAGAUCGGCUGGUUCCCUUCCAAUUACGUGGUAGAGGAGGUUGAGGAGGCAACUGCAGAUUCACCCAGCUUUCUGAGCCUAAGGAAAGGCGCUUCCAUGAGUAACGGCCAGGGCACCAAAGUACUCCACAUCGUUCAGACACUGUACCCAUUCAGCUCGGUCACAGAAGAAGAGCUCAAUUUUGAAAAAGGGGAAACGAUGGAAGUCAUUGAAAAGCCAGAAAAUGACCCAGAAUGGUGGAAAUGUAAAAAUUCCAGAGGUCAAAUCGGUCUUGUCCCUAAAAACUAUGUAGUAAUCAUUAGUGAUGGUCCUUCCAUGAACACUUCCCAUCCACCUCAGAUAAGCUACACGGGACCAUCUUCUACUGGACGAUUUGCUGGAAGAGAAUGGUAUUACGGGAACGUUACCCGGCACCAAGCAGAAUGUGCCCUGAACGAAAGGGGAGUGGAAGGAGAUUUCCUUGUUAGAGACAGUGAAUCUUCGCCCAGUGACUUCUCAGUAUCUCUAAAGGCGUCGGGGAAGAACAAACAUUUCAAGGUGCAGCUCGUGGACAAUGUCUAUUGUAUUGGGCAGCGACGAUUUAAUACUAUGGAUGAGUUGGUGGAACACUACAAAAAAGCUCCCAUCUUCACCAGUGAACACGGGGAAAAGCUAUAUCUUGUGAAAGCACUUCAGUGACGUUGAAGAUGGACUUGGCCACCUGGGCCUCUUAUAACUUACAAGCCUUAGGUCCUAAAUUCACUUUUAUAGAGCAGAGCAAUAUCUGAAGCAGGCUUAAGGAAUAGGCUCUUUCUAAAGUGUUUGCUCUGUCAGUUGCGGUUUGUCCUUCUUUCUUUUGUUUGCCUCUUUUUGUGUUCCAGUUUUGUUAACCUCUGACCACCUCUCUUCAGGUUGAGAGUUUCCCUUGGGUGGCCAUGGCAAACACUCACCUUCCCGGCAGAGUUCAAAACGCCCCUCUCCUGUGUACGUUUACAUAGUUAGCUCAGAUCAAGGAGGGGCGUUUUCAAUUCAAACCAGUGUUAGUUAAUCUGUUCAGACUGCUCAUGCAGGCAGAACUCUCCGUUCAGAGACAUCGGGCACAGUUUGAAUGCACUGAAGCUGCAGCUGCUUAAGUGAGAGAGAGUAGACAUAACAGUUGUGGCUGUGAGUUCUGUAGCUAUAUUGCUUACCGAGUAGGAUAAUACAAAAUCUCCUAGUUCCUAGAAGCACUCUUUACACUGUACUCUGCUGUUACAUUGCCUCUCUGACUCUUUGUAAAGAGUACACUAAUUAAAAGCAUUUUAUAAUAGUACUUCUUAAACUACUAUGGUAAGAUUGUAGUAAAAGAAAACUAGUGUAUUUUGGUCUGUAAUUGCAACAAAGAGAAAUUUUAUUUGAAAGUUGAUUACUAGAGAAAGAAUAAAUGAAUUGUAAAGGCUGAAUGUUUUGGUAAUCUACAACCAAAUGUGCCAUCCACAUAAUGCUUUUUCCUCUUGCCCUUCUGCUUGUUUGAAUUAAACGAUUAUGUAUUUAAUUCUCAAAGUAAUAUGUAUCUGUAGCUGAUUGUUGACACUAAUACAGAAGAUUAAUAAAAUCUGAUCUUGGGACAGGGUGGGGCGGGCUACCAACACUAUAUAUAUAUUUGCUUUAUGGAAAGAAAUCUUCGGGUUUUACAGAGGAUGGCGUGGUUGGUAGGAAGACACACACAGAAUGUUUAUGAAGAAAAUGCAUUUUUCUCUUUUCUUUACAUUUAAACUCCUUUAUGGUUUAAAUAUACAGUCUUUAGAUGGCACAUUCCUGAGAUUGAAGAAGGGAUCAUGAGAUCUCUAAAUCUUGCAUACUCAGUUUUUUGGAUAUUGUAAUAAAAAAGGUAUUACGUCA